GUGACAACUAGCGCUCGUAGUAUCUACGAGGGGUGACUUACUUUUCGCGCCAAAAUGUGCAACGUGAUUCUUGCAAGCUCUCUGUGACAGAUUUGAACAAUAAAUAAUUAGGCUGCAUAUAAAAGGCAAGAAGUGUUUGGAUGGCAUGAGUAGAUGACAUAGCUAUUAUGAAAUAUGCGUGGCAUAUAAUAGAAGGAUUUGAGCAAAAUACCGGAUUUUGCUUAAUGUUGCAGUACUGAAGUUCUUAUAUUAAGAAAAUUGAGCUUUUAUAGCACUUUUCAUCAUAGAGUGAAGUUUUUGAACUCUAAAAUGGAAACCAAACUAGAGAACGUUCAAAGAAUUUUCAGCGAACUUUGCGAUAAGUCGUACGACGAUACUUUCAGUGUUAAUGAAAUGUUGAUUGAUAUAACUACUUCUAAUAUAGAAGUGAUUCUGAAGUUUAAACGCUAUAUUAUUCCAAGAAUUCAGACAAUGGUAACUGCAUUCAAUGCUGCUAAACUAGAUUUGGAUGCUACGAAGCAGAAAUUGGAAAAUAAAGAAGAGGAGCUGAGAAAUGUAAAAGAAUGUGCAAAAUGUUCAACACUUCAAAAAGAACUUGCUGUAAUGAAGAAAAAACAAGUUGUAAACGAAUCAAGAAUCAAAUCUAUUGCUAAAAUUCUCUCCCGUGGUGAUCCUGAAACACAAGACUGUCUGCCGUCGGAUGCUGACAGCGAUACAGAUAGUGACCAAAGUACUGUGACAAAAGCUUACAACUUGGUUUCUCAAAUGCUUGGAUGUGAUCCUUUACCAAGUGCUCCUCGUGAAGAAUCUAGGAAAGUCAAAACUACUCGAAAACUAUUUAAGAAAAAAAGUCCAUUUAGAAAACCUCUAUCAUUUCGUUCUCAUCUAAGAAAAAAUUCAAAAGCAAACCCAAUAAUAGAUCGGCUUAGUCCAGUUCCAAAGGAUUCUGAUGAACAAGACGACACAGAGGAUGAUGUACUUGUAUGUUCAUUGGAGGAAAUUGAUAAAGAAAAUGAUUUUGAAACUUAUUGUUCGCCAAAGAAAGAAAAUGAUAUAAAAUCUGCUAGUAGUCCUGUGUUGGGUAAAAUGAAGAAAACUCCAGUUAGAAGUGUUUCAGCGUUAACUCCUGAGAGAGAUAAUCAUGAAAUGCAACAUAAUUUUGUGGAAUUGGAAAAACAUGCUUUGGAGAAUUCAUUUUGUAUUCCACCUUCUCCUGGAAGAGUUAGCUCAAGAAACAAUGCUGUGUCCCGACCCGUCAUUGAACCUAAUAAAGAUAAAGAUCUUUUGACAGAUGGUUUGCAACAAACAGUUCAGUCAAGUGAUGAUAAACCAAAGAAAAAAGCAGAUUUCUGGCAAUUGAAGUCCACCCAUUUUGUUGAUUGUAAUAGUAUAUCUGCAAAGAAAGAUGGAACCAAAUUGAGGCAGUCGAAAUUAUCUGUUGGAUGUUUUCCGAAAAAGAUUGAUCUGUGUGAUAUGGAGGAGUUUAAUGGAGGUAUUCGCAGAAGUCAAACAUCAACACAAAUAUCUGACAUCAAAAAUGAACAAUGUGGUUCACCAGUUUCUCAAACUAAUGCAGCAGUGAAACAUUUGAAAGCUAAUGAUGAUGAUGUUGUUGAGGACAGCCCAGAUACCAACAUUUCCUGCAGUAGACGUAAAGGAGGAAGGCUUUUUAAUUCAGGAAGGAAAUUAUCUUUUGAUGUAGCUGCCACUAGUGUACCAAGAUCUAAUGCAAUGCCACAGAAACCUUGUACUUCUGGUAUACGGAAUGCUUCUUCUUCAUUAAAUGAAAUACGAGAAGCGAAAGAUGUUAAUGAUAGCUUUGACUGUUUGAAGAAAGGAGAGGAAAGUCCAAAAUAUAAAUAUCGGGGUGCAACUGUGAGGAAGAAAAGUGAAAGACAACAGCUAUCUGGUUGGGAUUGUGAGAAUUGUCGAAAAACCAUGGUUCAUAAGCAAAAUAACUUAUUCCAGUAUUUUGAAGCUGCUGGAGGUGGUGAUAUAACUGAGGAGGAACGUAAAAAAAUAAUGGAUCGAUGUUCAAGACAUAGAGACAAGCAUCCUGCCCGACCAAGAACUCCUCCAGGUUUCUGGGAUGCCGAGUUUCCUCCUACACCAGUAUGUGAUGAACUGGAAAGAACAUACAUGGAUGUUCUACCCGUUGCAAAGAGAUCAAAAACAAAGCAUUAGGCAAAAAUGUUUUUAUGUAAUAUUGUCACAUAUUUGUAAAUAUUGUUUUUUCCUGAAAGUAUAAUAUUUUAUAAAGAAUUGGUGCAUUUGUUAAUAUGUGAAUGUUGUAGAUGUUAUUUGCAUUGGAAGUACAUUUAGUUCAAUUUUUUAUUCUUUAUUGUUAUAAUCAUUAUUCAAAAUGUUGAAAUAUUGCAACAGGUUAAACUUAAGAACGGAUGUCACUGAACAAAUAGAGCAAACUCUGCAGAAAAAAAUAGGCUGUUUCUAAAGUACAAGCAUGUUUUGCAUCAUUCUGUGUUCUGAUAUUUGCAGCCACUGAAAGUGGGUUCUGCACCCCACUUGAUGAAAAAUUAUGCAAAGAAAACAAUUCAGUUACCUAUGCUUUUCCUUGAGAAAACAAGUUGGAAAAGAGAAAAGGGUUUAGCGGGCAAAAGGAAUGUAUAAGGCGCUAAAGAAAUACCUGGUGCAGUGGUGUAGGGUUAAACAAUUUGCCUGUUUACAAUCAUAAUGGGGCCACUCAAAAAUUGUUUUCUUUUCAGGAGGGAGGGGUUCCAACAAUCAUGACAAGUAAAGUAAUGUAAAGCAAAUGAGAAUUGAAAAAU
Messenger RNA from Gryllus bimaculatus (two-spotted cricket), 2786 nucleotides. Lineage: Eukaryota; Metazoa; Arthropoda; Insecta; Orthoptera; Gryllidae. The record is from the annotation of a GenBank genome assembly.